Molecule: messenger RNA, 2435 nt
Organism: Drosophila innubila
Lineage: Eukaryota; Metazoa; Arthropoda; Insecta; Diptera; Drosophilidae
Product: sodium-dependent serotonin transporter
Exons: 8
Coding region: 346-2232 (628 amino acids)
Biological process (GO): sodium ion transmembrane transport; serotonin uptake
Cellular component (GO): neuron projection; membrane
Molecular function (GO): serotonin binding; serotonin:sodium:chloride symporter activity
Source: RefSeq, a predicted model, not a curated record
GACAUGUGAUAAGGCAAUUCCGAUUUAAUGGCAAUCGCAAUUGCAGUUUGAAGGUCAGGCGCUACAACGAUGUAUCAGCCAUUAUGUAAACAGUGAGCAGGAAAUGCAAUUUUUUACGCUCAGACGACGUUAGAGGAGGCCGGAAAAGCGGACAGAUACCGAGAACGAGAGAGUGGCUAAUAGGGGAGCGGGAGCCCGAGAUUGGCUCUGGCUCUGGCACAGUCGCAAACGUAUCCCGUGGUGCAGGGCAGUGUACGGCUGACAAGGCUAGUGCCACGAUCGGCGUACUCGGUCCCGACGACCCCACAAGCGGCACAAGCAGAGACUCGAACGCUCAGUGUUAAGAUGGAUCGCAGCAGCAGCAAGAACAAUAGCUCCGAGUUUGGCCACAAUGCGGCGGCAUCGAUGGCGGCAACAUCGAAGGCCACGCCCUGGGGCAACAACAAGGAGUCACCAAAUAACGAGGACGACUCCAACGAGGAUGACGGCGACAAUGCGACACCUGCCAAAGUCACCGAUCCGCUGGCGCCACGUUUAGCCAACAAUGAGCGCGUUUUGGUUGUUUCCGUGACGGAGCGACAACGUGAGACUUGGGGCCAAAAGGCCGAGUUUCUGUUGGCCGUCAUCGGAUUUGCCGUGGACUUGGGCAACGUUUGGCGUUUUCCCUACAUCUGCUAUCAGAACGGAGGAGGCGCCUUUCUGGUGCCCUACUGCAUCUUCCUUAUCUUCGGCGGUCUGCCCCUAUUCUAUAUGGAGUUGGCCCUGGGACAGUUUCAUCGCUGCGGUUGUCUCAGCAUUUGGAAGCGCAUUUGUCCGGCGUUAAAAGGUGUUGGCUAUGCGAUUUGCCUUAUCGACAUUUAUAUGGGCAUGUACUAUAACACGAUUAUAGGCUGGGCUGUUUAUUAUCUAUUCGCCUCAUUUACCUCAAAAUUGCCAUGGACGUCGUGUGACAAUCCAUGGAACACGCUAAACUGUAUGCCAGUCACCAGCGAGAACUUCACCGAGCUGGCCACAUCGCCAGCCAAGGAGUUUUUUGAACGUAGAGUUUUGGAGAGUUACAAGGCCAAUGGCUUGGACUUUAUGGGUCCAGUUAAGCCCACAUUGGCUCUCUGCGUAUUUGGCGUAUUUGUGCUCGUCUAUUUCUCCCUAUGGAAGGGAGUUCGUAGUGCUGGCAAGGUCGUCUGGGUAACGGCACUGGCUCCAUAUGUGGUGCUCAUCAUAUUGUUGGUGCGUGGAGUUUCGUUGCCUGGCGCCGAUGAGGGUAUCAAGUAUUAUCUGACACCCGAAUGGCAUAAGCUGAAGAACUCCAAGGUGUGGAUUGAUGCGGCCUCACAGAUCUUUUUCUCACUGGGUCCUGGUUUCGGCACACUCUUGGCCUUGUCCAGCUAUAAUAAGUUUAAUAAUAAUUGCUAUAGGGAUGCGCUGAUAACCAGCAGCAUUAAUUGUCUAACCAGUUUCUUGGCUGGAUUUGUCAUCUUCUCAGUGCUGGGCUACAUGGCCUAUGUGCAGAAGACGUCUAUUGAUAAGGUUGGCCUAGAGGGACCGGGCCUGGUCUUUAUUGUCUAUCCGGAGGCAAUAGCCACGAUGAGCGGUUCUGUCUUCUGGAGCAUCAUCUUUUUCCUAAUGCUCAUCACCCUGGGAUUGGACAGCACCUUUGGCGGUCUGGAGGCGAUGAUAACAGCCUUGUGCGAUGAGUAUCCUCGUGCCAUUGGCAGGCGUCGUGAGCUCUUCGUUCUCCUCCUGCUCGCCUUCAUCUUCCUUUGCGCCUUGCCCACAAUGACCUAUGGCGGCGUUGUUUUGGUCAACUUCUUGAAUGUCUAUGGACCCGGACUGGCCAUACUUUUUGUGGUAUUUGUCGAGGCAGCAGGCGUAUUUUGGUUCUAUGGCGUUGACCGAUUCAGCUCGGAUGUGGAGCAGAUGCUGGGCUCUAAGCCGGGUAUAUUCUGGCGCAUCUGCUGGACCUACAUUAGUCCAGUGUUUCUGCUGACUAUUUUCAUAUUCUCAAUACUGGGCUACAAGGAGAUGCUGGGCGAAGAGUACUAUUAUCCGGCGUGGAGCUUUCAGGUCGGCUGGGCGGUCACCUGUUCGUCGGUCAUGUGUAUACCAUUGUAUAUGAUAUACAAGUUUUGUAUCGUCUCCAAGGGUAAUUGUAAGCAGCGAUUGAAAGAGUCAUUUGAGCCCGAAAAUGACUGUGGUUCGGUGGUGCCGGGUCAGCAGGGCACUUCGGUGUGACAUGACAAUGCUAUGCAUUCGAAUAGACACACUAACCAUACCUAUAAUUUAAAUUGUAAACGUUUUUCACCAACAACUACUACAACAACUAAAGGAACUAUUACUGAAAUUUGCAGUAAUAAAAUGAUGGAUUUCAACAGUUACUACGCUUACCACACAAAUAAUCUUAGCUAUAUGGAGGCAGAAGAGGAGGAAUUGAACAA